Molecule: messenger RNA, 2397 nt
Organism: Arctia plantaginis
Lineage: Eukaryota; Metazoa; Arthropoda; Insecta; Lepidoptera; Erebidae
Source: the annotation of a GenBank genome assembly
AUGGCAGCUGCGAGUUCCACCACCGCAUGUGCUCCAGUCACCGCGCAUGCUGACCAUCAGGGGAAAUUAAGUUUGGCUUCCAAGAUCCACGGCUUGGCGGAGCGUCUGCAGCAACUCGGCAAAAGUUCUGGCGAUUCUGUGGAUGGCAGUGAUAAAGGAGCCAGGAGUCGCACUGGGAGUGUUCAUCCAAUGUUUACAGUCACCACUCAUCCGUCCUACUCAUCACACGAACUGUGUCUAGGCCGUAAUGAAGCCAGCCCCAGCCACAGCCAGAUGUCUAGGAACUCCAGUAGGAAGAGCAGUAACUCUCUGAGGGUGAACCAGUCUACAAAGAUCGAAGACUUCAAACAUCUAAUGCGCCGUUCUUCAACGCUAGAAGUGCACACGGCCAGGGUGUCUCUCAAGGACAUUGUUUGCUACCUGUCGCUACUGGAGGCUGGAAGACCUGAAGACAAGUUAGAAUUUAUGUUCCGCCUCUACGACACUGACGGCAACGGAGUGCUGGACACCAACGAAAUGGAUUGCAUAGUUAACCAGAUGAUGACGGUGGCUGAGUACCUGGGCUGGGAGACAUCUGAACUAAGGCCGAUCCUACAAGACAUGAUGGUGGAGAUAGACUACGAUGCUGACGGUACAGUGUCGCUUGACGAGUGGAAGCGUGGUGGGAUGACGACCAUCCCACUGCUGGUGUUAUUGGGCUUGGAUACGAACGUGAAGGAAGACGGUGAACAUGCAUGGCGGUUGAAGCAUUUCAGCAGACCAGCGUACUGUAACCUUUGUCUGAACAUGUUGGUGGGAUUGGGGAAGAAAGGAUUGUGUUGUAUAUUCUGUAAAUUCACCGUCCACGAGCGGUGCGUGCAGCGGGCACCUGCAUCUUGCAUCGCCACCUACUCAAAAUCGAAGAGAGCUCCCGCCACACUCGCUCAUCAUUGGGUUGAAGGGAACUGCCACGGCAAAUGCGCUAGGUGUCGGAAAAAGAUCAAAGGGUACAACGGGAUCACUGGACUGCACUGUCGAUGGUGUCAUAUCACGUUACACAACCGGUGCGUGAGCGGCGCGGGCGGCGCGUGCUCGCUGGGGCGCCACGCGCGGCACAUCCUGCCGCCCACCGCCAUCCGCCCGCUCGUGCUCGACCGCCAGAGGAGCCUGCCACAUCGGCCCCCGCAUGACCAGCAAUCUCUUCCCACCUCAAUCUCCCUCCCAAUAUCGAUAGCCGCCACAUCAGAAGAGAAGAGAGAAGAAUCCCAAAAACGAGAGACUCGCGCUCCUCCUAUCUCUUUCCAGAUCACUCCAUCUGAGGGCACAUGUCCUCUUCUCGUAUUCAUUAACCCUAAGUCUGGGGGGAGGCAAGGAUCUAGGGUGCUCAGGAAAUUACAGUAUAUAUUGAAUCCUAGGCAAGUGCAUGAUAUUGCGAAGGGUGGACCAACACAAGGUUUGCAAAUGUUCAAAGAUGUGAAAAACUAUCGAGUGAUUUGUUGCGGAGGCGAUGGUACUGUGGGCUGGGUGCUGGAGACGAUGGAUAAAGUCCAGAUGGAAACGCAGCCUGCUGUGGGAGUUAUACCCUUAGGCACGGGAAAUGACCUGGCCAGGUGUCUACGGUGGGGUGGCGGGUACGAAGGUGAAUCGAUCCACAAGAUAUUGGACAAGAUAGCCCGCGCCAGCACCGUCAUGAUGGACCGCUGGCAUAUCCACGUAGAGAAUAAUUCCAAUGCUAAUUCCACUAACAACAGCAACGAGACUGUUCAAGAGAUGCUGGAUGCUGCGCCUCAUCCCACCACUGUGCCAUAUAAUAUAAUCAACAACUACUUCUCUGUCGGUGUUGAUGCAGCCAUCUGUGUGAAAUUCCAUACAGAACGGGAACGCAAUCCUGACAAGUUCAGCUCCCGGAUGAAGAACAAAUUGUGGUACUUUGAGUUUGCGACUUCUGAACAGUUCGCGGCCAGCUGCAAGAACCUUCACGAACAUAUCGAUAUUGUGUGUGACGGAUCGUCCUUAGAACUAAAUAAAGGUCCAUCUCUGCAAGGUGUAGCAUUACUGAACAUCCCCUAUGCCCACGGGGGGUCUAACCUGUGGGGCUCAAGUGGGGCACAUCGGAGGGGAAGGUUUCCCAACGCACAGCAAGAUAUCGGCGAUAAACUAAUUGAAGUAAUAGGCUUAGAGAAUUGUCUCCACAUGGGCCAAGUGCGCACAGGUCUUCGCGCUUCAGGUCGUCGGUUAGCACAAUGCAGCUCCAUUACUAUUACAACAAAGAAGACAUUCCCCAUGCAAAUUGACGGAGAGCCCUGGAUGCAGCCACCUUGUAAGAUUACUAUAACCCACAAGAAUCAAGUACCAAUGCUAAUGGGACCAGCCCCAGAGAAAGGAAGAGGAUUCUUCAAACUUUUUACCCACUGUUAA